Peniophora sp. CBMAI 1063 is the source of this 1182-nucleotide messenger RNA. The record is from the annotation of a GenBank genome assembly. NCBI's taxonomy places the organism in Eukaryota, Fungi, Basidiomycota, Agaricomycetes, Russulales, Peniophoraceae.
AUGGGCCAAGCAGACGUCAGCGACGUUCUCACCUCCCUCGCGGCUGCACUAUGCGCUGGACGCAUCAACGACUUCCGCCUCCCCAAAUCUAUCGGUCGCUCAACAUGGGAUGAUAUCUGCGCCCCGUGGGUCAAGAAACGGAGCAUCUACUGCGAGAGGAUGGAGAACGUUGGAGAUGGCGUGGCCGGUGCGCUUGUCUCUGCGCUGAUCUACGAGAAGUUUCCCGGCGCUGGCGCCGGGGUCAUGACCGUUAUGAAGCAAGCCGCGGUCUCGAAUGUGAUCUUUGCUCUCAUUCUUGAGCUCACGGACCCAUCUAUAGCCGACGUUAGAACGCGCUACGAUGAGCUCUCAGUCCGGGCACGGACAUCUGCCCUGUUGUCCUGGGGUACGCGCAUCUGCAAGGAAGCAUACUGCGAGCCUGCGCGCGCUUCUAUCAAAGCGCUUGGGGAUCGCUUUGAGGCUCUUCUUGGCUACCUGUACGUCGAGAUCGGCUACGAGACUGCACUUCGUUGGAUGAACAAGAUGUUCGACCCUCUUCUGGAUGUUGCAUAUACUACGGUUCUCGCGCGAGGAUAUAGAGGCUUCAGUAUCCCGAAGCCGCCUCGCGCACCUCGUGCCAUGUUGAGAUCUUCUCUAGAACGCGGGUCUUCGACUGACACUCUCUCGGAGUAUGAGGCUGUGUCUGUGUCCAGUUUCUCUUCGCAGUCACUGUCGUCAUCUUCAUCGUCGUCGCCGUCACGCCUGUUCUCUGUUCGCAAUCUCUCCACGACGACGGUCUCUUCCGCACCAUCUUCACCGAUCCUCAUGAGCUCGCCGUUCUCGAUGCGCGUAUCGAAGAGGAAGGAACGGGCUGAAGACAUUAAGGAGUCUGAGAACCGCGAUCCUAGCAACGCUGACGAGCCACCGAUCUCCGGAAGGCUCGAUGCCCCUCGACGUAAACGUCGUCGAUCAAGAAAGCACUCGAUCCCUUUUCAGCGUGCUGAUUUCGACGUUCCGUCGGAGAGCGAAGGUGAAACGCGGCAGUUCACAUUCACAUUCAGCGUGCGCGGCCGAUCGGACCCCGACUCCCUUCCGUUACCCUCGUCGUCUUCAUCCUUGGCAAGUGCCACCGCAUCCGUCUCUCGUCUCUCCGUCGUGCCCCUCAUUCGAGAUAUACCUACGCGCCGCCCGCGCCGUCAGUGA